Molecule: messenger RNA, 578 nt
Organism: Gordionus sp. m RMFG-2023
Lineage: Eukaryota; Metazoa; Nematomorpha; Gordioida; Chordodea; Parachordodidae
Product: histone H4
Exons: 1
Coding region: 81-392 (103 amino acids)
Biological process (GO): nucleosome assembly
Cellular component (GO): nucleosome
Molecular function (GO): DNA binding; protein heterodimerization activity; structural constituent of chromatin
Source: RefSeq, a predicted model, not a curated record
UUAUAUUUGUAUAAAUAGCUUGAUAAAAAAAAAAUAUUUAUCAUUUUUUGCUUUUUCGAAAAAAUUAAAAUAAUUAUAAAAUGACUGGUAGAGGCAAAGGUGGAAAAGGUUUAGGAAAAGGAGGAGCUAAACGUCAUAGAAAGGUUCUUAGAGAUAAUAUCCAAGGAAUAACCAAACCAGCUAUCCGCAGAUUGGCCAGAAGAGGUGGUGUCAAACGCAUUUCCGGGCUCAUAUAUGAAGAAACUCGUGGUGUAUUGAAAGUUUUUCUAGAAAAUGUGAUUAGAGACGCUGUUACUUAUACUGAACACGCCAAGAGGAAGACUGUUACCGCCAUGGACGUUGUGUAUGCCUUGAAAAGACAAGGACGAACUCUGUAUGGUUUUGGCGGAUAAAAAAAUCUUGCUUCAAAGCAAAUAAUACCCAACAGCCCUUUUUAGGGCUACCAUAUUUUAAAAGAAGUUAAAAGUUGCUUAUAUAAACAAAUUCCUUAAAAUAAAAUAUACCCUUAUAAUUUAUCAAAAUGUCAUCAUUUUAUGAUGUGAAGACGAAAUAGGUUCAAAACUUGCUCGUUCUAAAGA